Molecule: messenger RNA, 2085 nt
Organism: Mugil cephalus (flathead mullet)
Lineage: Eukaryota; Metazoa; Chordata; Actinopteri; Mugiliformes; Mugilidae
Exons: 6
Coding region: 327-971 (214 amino acids)
Biological process (GO): protein polyubiquitination; DNA damage response; regulation of double-strand break repair
Cellular component (GO): nucleus
Molecular function (GO): RNA binding
Source: RefSeq, a predicted model, not a curated record
AUGAGCUAGACGUCAUUGACGUGCGCCCUGUGUUUACAGACUAGUCGUCAGAGAUUCUGCACGACAAUAAAUGCGCGAAUGCCAUCGUAUAUUUAAAAACGAGUACACACAGAGGAAAAAAAUAAUUGAAUAGGACAGUUACUGGAGGGCACAUCUGUAUUUAUUCGGCCGAUUUUGUGCAGUGCUUCGUGGAUAUUGUCCAAAUGCUGACGUGAAUGGAGGAUGUGAAUCCAAGAGUUGUCAGAGGUGCAAAUCAUCUGGAAAACCGUUAUUUUUAAUGAUUGACAUGGCAGGUGAGAGUAGUGUUUUAAUGUAAGUAGCCAAACAUGAAUAAAGAAGAAGAUCUAGAGACGCUUGGUGAGCAACUGUACAGUCUGAUCUACCCCAACCAGAAGGAGAACGCUGGGAAACUCACAGGGAUGUUACUGGAGCUGCCAGGUCCUGUCGUAAGGCAGAUGCUGCACGAUGAGGCCAUGUUGGCUGCAGCUGUGGAGAAAGCCCUCAGAGCCGUGCAGCUUCCACAGGAGCCCAGCAAGGCAACAUGUAAGGACGAGGAUGAUGCGUCCAUCUCCUCUGACUCUUUGGGGGACCAGCUGUUUGGGCUGGUGGAUGUUUACAACACUGGUCACUCACAGAAAAUCACAGGAAUGCUUCUGGAGCAGCACAAAGAUGCCGUCUUAAACCUUCUGUCAAACCCCAGACUGCUGGAGGAGCAGGUGAACCUCGCCCUGAAGACUCUAAAAGACGAGAACGUGGAGGAGACGGAUAUCAGCGACUCGUCGGAUGCUGACGACACAGAGAAGCUGGGAGAGAAGCUCUUCUCGCUAGUGAAGGAAAUGGAUCCACUUCGUGCAAAUGAUAUUACAGGCAUGCUGCUGGAGAUGGACCCGGCUGUGCUCCAACAGCUGCUCUGUGACCAAUCAAUGCUGGAGGUCGCUGUUCAAAAAGCGCAAGCGGCACUGGACUCAUAGAGAUUUUACUGCUUCAACGGAGGAGGACAACAAUCCUUCACACACAGAACACUAAUAAAUUAAUGACUUUGACGGACCCUCUUCUCAGAGUUGAAACCCCAGGAGACCUUUAUGAUACUAAGUUUCAUUAUCAACAUUCUUUGUUUAAUACGGACUGUGGGGUGGUCAGCAGAGAGAAUUACUACUGCUAAAUUUGACUGAACAUUGUCUAAUAAAUCACAUUUAUCCAAAAGUGUUGAGCCAAGUAGGAGCGAACAAAAGAAGAUUUACUUGUAAGGCUCAAAAAUGCUCAAAUCUAAAUGUUGCCAACAAUUGCUUUAGAGUACGAGAACCUCUUUAUGCUCUGUUGUCUACGCAACGAUGAAUUUGACCAAAUCCAUGUUCAGCUACCACUCUGAUGACCACUCUGGCAACACUGAGUGUCAUGAGAACGAGCGCUGGUCAAUGUUGUUUACUUGUCUGGUCAUAAUGUUGUGGCUGAUUAAUGUGUAGGCCAUCCCAUAACUGAGUCCUUGUACUGUGUGCUGCCAAAAAUCAGUUGUCGUUGGUUAAAAUUUGAAAACUAAAAUUAGAACUUAAGUAAAUUUACGUGAAUGUGACAUGUGAGUGAUGUAGACUGGUGCUAGCGUUAAGCUAACUGAUAGCAUAUGGUAACUUCAUAGAUUUAUUAGUGGUGCAUUCAACACUUUACUAAAAAUCUACACCAAUUCUCACUUGCCUCGAAUCAUGUUCAACUUUUCUUACAUGUGGAAUAACGGCCCAUCUCAUAUGCAAAUUUAAGAUUAAAACUGGUAUCUCUGUGCAGCACUGGAUCAGAUUUUUGUAUUUGCAUCCUAUUUGCCAACUUCCUUUUAGAUCUGUGCAACUCUGUUAAAGCCUUUAGUGUCAUCGACUCUUGCAGAAGAAUGUCACAGGCCCAGAAUUUGACAGAAGCCUUUAAAUAUCAUAAAUGAAACCAAUAGACACCUCCUUCAAAGUGCUACAGAGCGCAAAAAAUACCUUUAUUACCAUUUGUUUCUACCUUUUGAACUUGCGGUUUCAUGUCAAGAAUUUUACAGGAGGAAUUCUAAAACAUUGUGGGGGAGAACAUCUCUUCAACAAAAGGAGACCUUUU